This is a messenger RNA of Chelonoidis abingdonii (Abingdon island giant tortoise), 4807 nucleotides long. RefSeq names its product CKLF like MARVEL transmembrane domain containing 3 (gene CMTM3). The record is from RefSeq and is a predicted model, not a curated record. Gene Ontology annotation, cellular component: membrane. Lineage: Eukaryota; Metazoa; Chordata; Testudines; Testudinidae.
AGUAUAAGCAUGGUGCAAUAGUCGUAAAUUGCCUGAUGCAAAGAAUAUGUCAAACAGUAAACAAGGAAAAUGGGCUUUGUGUUAAAAUUGAUCUUUGCAAACAUUUUGCAUCUGUCGCCAAACCAGUGACAUAAUUUCACUAAGGGCUCUUCUCACUCCUAAGCAGGCAAUUUCUGGAUAGGGAAGUGAAAGUUUGGUGAAUUUCAACUCUGUUCCUUCUCAUUAUUUGUCAGGGUGAGGAAUAGCAAAAGCUUGGGUUUGCUUCUCCACAGAAAUGAAUAGAUGAAAAUUGCAAGAGGUAGCCUCUGCAAAUUCCUCCAUGGAAAAGGAAGACAUAGAGAUAGCACUUGGACCCUGCCUCUAAACCAGCAAUUCUCAAACUGGGUUUGGGAUCCCAAAGUGGGUUGCAACCCCAUUUUAAUGGGGUCGCCAAGGCUGGUGUUAAGACUUGCUGGGGCCCAGGGCUUAAGCCCAAACCCCACCACCUGGGGUCAAAGUCAAAGCCCCAGGGCUUCAGCCCUGGGUGGUGGGCUCAGGUUACAGGCCACCUGCCUGGAGCUGAAGUCCUUGGGCUUUGGCCCCCCUGCCUGGGGCAGCGGCACUUGGGCUUUGCCCUCUUUUCCCCUGCCUGGGGCUUAGGCUUUGGCGCCCCCUCGUGGGGUCAUGUAGUAUUUUUUGUUGUCAGAAGGGGGUGGCAGUGCAAUGAAAUUUGAGAACCCCUGGGCUAGACCCAUCUCUGAAAAUUCCAUUAUAGAUUCUUACUACAGUACUACUAAAUCAGCUUCUGUACUUUUUCUACAUUUUUUUUCAUUCAUACAUUUAAUUCCGUCUUAGACUUGAGCUCUUGCCUCUGUGUAUGGUUGCAAUAUACGGGUCAUAUUUUCUUCAGCAUUCUCAAUAGUUUUUUUGCCUUUCUUCCCUAGCAAUGAUGAGCUACACUUUCAGACGUACUUGUAUGUUUGAGCCGUUGUUUCCACAACCUACAUUACUACCUUGUUCCAUUCUCUUAAUCUUACAAAUAUAAGGUUGUCUUCUGGUAUUCCCAUACUUGACUCCUAGUCCAUUGGCACUUAAUCUGCCAGUUUUUACUGCUUCUAGUGAGGGUUCUGUUGCUAUUCCAUCCACUAAAAUAAUAAUGCCCUGAUUAUUAUUUUUGACCAAAAUAACAAACAAAUACAAAAACCGAAAUGUGAAUUUCACAACUUAAAUGGCUGGUCAGUUACGGAACAUCUCAGGUAAGAGCAGGGGUCAGCAACCUAUGGCACAAAUGCCAAAGGCAGCAUAUGGGCUGAUCUUUAGUGGCAUGCUGCUGCCAGCCAGGAACUCAGCCACCAGCCCCGCUCACCCUGCUGCUGGCCUGGAUUACGGAACCCCAGACCCGCAGCGGGAUGAGCCGCUCAGCCUGCUGUUGGUCUGGGGUUCGGUCUGCUGCCCGCACUGCUGGUCUGGCAUGUGAAACCUUAAUGAAGACUUGGCACACCACUUCUCAAAGGUUGCUGACUCCUAACUUGGAGAAUUGUUUCCAGCACUUUAGCUAUAUGUACUUUCAACUAGUUAAGUUUACUGCUGUGUCAAUGGUCUGUUUAGUGUUGCAUGUAAUGGAAGGAACCUGAAAUAUGCAUCACUACCUUGUUGAUGGUGUGCUGCACCAUGAGGUACUGGAAUUUGGAUUAUUCUGGGGGCACAGGAGAAGUUGCAUAGGUACUAAAUUUAGAUGGUAAAGACUGGGAGGCUAAUGCAGCCAAAAUUAGCGAGAUUCAGGAACUAGCUCUGGGGUUUUGUAAUGCUGUGGCACCAAGAUACAUUGGCGUCCAACUCUGUGCGUAGGAACAACUACAUUUGUUUUCUGUUUAUUUUAGGCACUGGGAUUUGUGGGAGUUGGGCCAAAAAUUAGCUGGGUCCAGAUGUUUCCAGCACUGUCGUGCCACUGAGCAUCAAAGUCUGGGGCUAUUGAUGUCAUAGGAGCCGCUACACUUUUCUAUUUGGCGUUACAUACUUGGGAGGCGGUGGAGAAUAGCCAGCUCCAGGUGCUAGCGCGAAGUUUCUGCAGCGCUGCCGCACCAGGAUGUAUCAGGAAGUGGGAGUUUGGGGGCGCAGAGACGGUACAGAGGGGUGGGGCUGGGGUACAAACCUUGGCUGCCUGCCAGCACCCAGAAGGCGGCUAAGUGCAGCGGGCCAGCGACGGGCAGAGGGUGGAGGCGCUCGGUCCGGGCACUCCCCACAUUUGCAGCUGUUAAAUUUUUUCACAUUUCCGCAGUGUCACGAUUUCCGUUUCCCUCCUUUAAAAAAAAAAAAUCCAAGUCCCCAGGCGUUCAGCAGCAGCCCGAGCCGCCCAGUCGAGCCCCGCUCCGCUCCGCUCCCGGCCAUGGACCUACCCGCUUCGGAAGAUCCCGAUGCCCAAGCGCCUCCGCCUGCCCUUCGCACGCUCCUGCCCUCCAGGGACUUCCUCUGCUCUCGCAAAGGGCAGCUCCUGCUGGCCGAGUCGGUGCUGUCAUUUAUCACCUUUAUCUGUUAUAUUGCAUCUUCAGCUGCAUCUUUCAUGAUGGCACCACUCAUAGAAUUUCUGGUGGCACUGUUUCUUUUCUUUGCAUACUCCUCUAAGCUUAAUGAGAAGUUUAAAGGAAUCUACUGGCCUUUGUCGGAUUUCUUGCGCUGUGUCACUGCCGCCAUUAUAUAUUUUGCCAUCUCAAUCGCUGCAGUCUCAAAAUAUUCUGAUGGAGCAUCCAAAGCAGCUGGGGUAUUUGGCUUUAUAGCCACAAUAGUGUUUGCUGUUGAUUUCUACAUUACCUUUAAUGACCUGGUCACGUUUCUCAAACAAGGCGGUUCCGAAAAUGCCACUGAAGCACAAAAGUCAGAAGAUGAGGCCUCCGAUUCGGAUUCGGACUGAAGAACAGCGCACCUAUGGAUUGUGAAGUCAAAAGAGAAGAGAUGACCAAGUUCUUUCCUAUUUGCUAAAUGCACUGCCAGUUGAAAUGUUUCCCUUUCUUGUUUUGGUCUCAGUCACCAGUACGUUCUCUCUCUUUUUCCAUCACCGUUUACAGAGUCACAAAAAACAGUGACUCAGUGGUGUGGUGGAAAGAAUAUUUCAGUGUCACAGAACAUUUCUUUGGAAACUGGCCAUUUUGUAGGUGUGCAAUCUUGUACCUAGAUAUUAUCUUUUAAUAUGUUUUAUUUCAAACUUUACAAUAGAUUUCUGAAUCUGAGCUUUCUUACUACUUUUUUCCCCCCAGAUUAAGAAGCCAAUAGUAUUCCUUUAGAUAAAGUCUCACUACCUCUACUAUCUCAAGCAUUUGAAGGCACAGGUUAUAUUGGAUGUGUAGGUUUCAGAAGGCUGCCUGUGUGUGACCAUGAAAAUGGCAGCUGAACAUCUGCAACAUGAGCAAAUCUGAAAAUGCCUCAGGUUAGCUGGUUUAGUGGACAUUCAAUUUUCUGUCAUUUUGUAAGAUUUUCUGAGGAGAAAUCACCCUCUUUCUAAUCUGCUUCUGUGGCGGCACAUCAUGCUCUUCAAAUUUUAUUGCAAAAACGAGGCUGAGCAUGAGACACGUUGUUUUAACCUUCCCCUCCUACCAGCAGGGCAGAAGCCUGUGUGUGCAGUCUGCACAUUUAGCUCUAGUUUCAGCGUGCAUGCCCAGAUGGGCCUGGCUCAGAGUCAUCCACAUGACAUCUCCCUACCCCAUCAAGCCUGUAAGAAUUUCCGCACGAGAAACCACUGCACAAUUUCUUGCUCUAUGCUUUUAACAUCAGUCCUCCAGUCAAUAGUGUUUACCCCAGGUAGGGAACCACAGGGCUUACAGCUCCUGAUAAAGCCAGGCUGCCACAGAGAAUGGAGGAAAGAACCCGGAGGCAAAGGCUUCUGCAAAUCUCACCUUAUCUAUGCUUUUGUGGUAUAGAAGGGCCAUACCACUGUGGAGAGGCAAACCCAGCCUCUUGACAGAAAUCUCAGUGCAGCAAGUCACACUUUCCCAGCCCUCUCUGGUUUUUCUGAGAGGCCAGAUUUGUCCCUUGGUGUGGAUUUUCUAGGAAAAAACUCCUGCAUUACAAAGGGUUCUCUUUAGAGGGAGGGUAACAUAACCUGUCUGCAGUGGUCACACCUUCUGACAACGUAUAUACACAUCCCAAACAAUAACUUAGUUAAAAGAAUGGCAAACUCCAUAUACGGCAUUUGAUAUGCUUGUUUCAAAGAAACUCAUAUGUUAACAAGCAUUUCAUAUAGUCACAGGACUAGUGGCUUUUCUUCUCUCUCUUUUUUUUUUUUAAACAAAAAAAGACUUCAUCAUCAAGACACAGCAGAUGGUACGAACAGAGUAAAUGAAAACAGAGCUAAAAGAAUAAAGGCAGUUUUUGCUGGGAAUAAACAUAUCCCACUUAUAUUUCAGUGACCUGCUAGCAGCUGGCUGUUAGCUGUCCAGAAGCAAGGUACCGAUUAGCAGCGUAGAGGUGUUUCAGACAGAAUGGUCUGGCUUAAUAAGGGGAUAUCUGAAAGACAACUUUCCCAUUCUCCACAAUUCCCAUUUCCAGACCACCGAAGGAGUAACAACAAUGAAUGUGAGAAGUAAUCAACACUUAUCUCAGGAAAGAGCCCUUUGGACUUUUUCCAGUGUGGAAUUCUGCAUUUCUGUCAUGCUUCUCUUUUACUGUAAUACGUUUACUGGCAUUUACUGUGAUGUUAGGGAACCUGUGGUAAUUUUUACACUCUCUCUUUUUGUAAUUUUAAAUUCUUUUUUUAUCAUACUGCAUGUGAAACCCUGGAAACUAGCCCAAGAUUAACAUUUAUAAACUAUCCUGGAUUAUACCAUCUUUAACAGAA